AUGUCCGAUCACCGCCACCCAUUUAGGCUGCUAGUGCCGCGACCAGGCCAAGUGCUGGGUCUGGUGGGCACGAAUGGCAUUGGCAAGUCAACGGCGCUCAAGGUGCUGGCAGGGCUGAUGGACCGCCCGCUGCCAGUGCCGCGACCAGGCCAGGUGCUGGGCCUGGUGGGCACGAAUGGCAUUGGCAAGUCAACGGCGCUCAAGGUGCUGGCAGGGAAGCUCAAACCCAACCUCGGGCGAUUCAGUGUGAGCACCCAGCCCCUCUUCUCUCUCCAAUUCUCGCGUCCAUUCCUUCUUUUCACUCCAAUCCUCGCCCUUUCCUUUCUACUCGUAUUAAUACUAUUAGCUGCUCCUUAUCCACCCCCUCCCUUUCUCCCAUCCCCCCACUCCCUUUCUGCCUCUCCCCUUGCAUGCACACCCCCACCCCCCUUCCCUCCUUCUCAAAUGUCUCUCCUCUUUUCCCUUUCACUCUUAUUAUCACCCCGCAACCCCCCUGACUGGCAGGAGAUUCUGACCUACUUCCGAGGGUCUGAGCUCCAGAACUACUUCACUCGCAUUCUGGAGGAUAACCUGAAGGCCAUCAUCAAGCCACAGUACGUGGACCACAUUCCCAAGGCGGUCAAGGGGUUGGUGGGCGCAGCCAUCAUCAAGCCACAGUACGUGGACCACAUUCCCAAGGCGGUGAAGGGACUGGUGGGCGUGGUGCUGACAGAAAAGGACGAGCGUGAUGCCAAGGAUGAACUCUCGGAAGUGUUGGAGCUCAAGCAGGCGGUGAAGGGGUUGGUGGGCGUGGUGCUGACAGGGAAGGACGAGCGCGAUGCCAAGGAUGAGCUGUCGGAAGUGCUGGAGCUCAAGCAGGUGUGGGAGCGUGAGGUGGAGCAUCUCUCAGGAGGAGAGCUGCAGCGGUUUGCCAUCGGGGUGGUGGCGGGGCAGCUGGGAGACAUCUACAUGUUCGAUGAGCCCUCCAGCUACCUGGACGUGCGGCAGCGGCUCAAGGCAGCCCAGGUCAUCCGCUCGCUGCUGCGCCCUGAUAGGUGCGAUAGAGCACCGCCCCACACCUUGUUAGAGCACGAUCUGAGUGUGCUACGAGGUGAGUCUAUACCACCCCUGCCCCAUGCACCACCCCACCUGCCACAGACAUGCAACCAUCAUCUCCCCACCAGAUACGCGAUCGUCGUGGGUGGGUGGAGCACGAUCUCAGUAUGCUCAACUAUCUCUCCCACUUCAUCUGCUGCCUCUACGGCAAGCCGGGAGCCUACGGGGUGGUCACACUGCCCGUCGUCUCUGCCGGCCCAUGCCCCAUGCACCCAUCCCCCCCUGCCCCAUACAUCCCCAUCCCCCUCUGCUCCGUGCACCCAUCCUGUUGGCCGAUUAUCCACUCUCCCACCCCCCAGAUACGUGAUUGUGGUGGAGCACGACCUGAGUGUGCUCGACUAUCUCUCCGACUUCAUCUGCUGCCUCUACGGCAAGCCGGGUGCCUACGGGGUGGUCACACUGCCCUUCUCAGUGCGAGAGGGCAUCAACAUCUUCCUCGCCGGCUUUGUGCCAACCGAGAACCUGCGCUUCCGAGACGAGUCGCUCACCUUCAGGGUGGCGGAAACCCCAGUGGAUAAUCCCGAGGAGGCCAAGACGUACACGCGCUACAAGUACCCGCGCAUGGUCAAGAAGCAGGGCGGGUUUAAGCUGACGGCGGGUCUGUUAAAGUCUGACCCGGACGAAGCAACCGGCAAGGAGGCGGCGAAUCUCCCCGAGUUCAGUGUGUCGUACAAGCCGCAGAAGACCAGCCCCAAGUUCCCUGCCUUACUCUCCUCCCUCCCCUCCUCUCCUCCUCUCCUGUCUCGUUCUGAACCCCUCCAGGCCGGCCUCUUGAAGGCAGAUCCAGACGAGGAGACCGGGAAAGAAGCUGAGGACCUUCCCGAGUUCAACGUGUCGUACAAGCUGCAGAAGAUCAGCCGCAAGUUCCCCCUCUCAUACCCUCUCGCUGACCCGGACGAGGAGACCGGCAAGGAGGCCGAGGACCUGCCGGAGUUCAACGUGUCGUACAAGCCGCAGAAGAUCAGCCGCAAGUUCCCUCUUUCGAUUCUCUUUCCCCGACUCCUUUCCCUCCCCUCUCCUGUCCUGUCUGCUUCUCAUCCCUUGCAGGCGGGUCUGUUAAAGUCAGACCUGGACGAGGAGACGGGCAAGGAGGCCGAGGACCUGCCCGAGUUCAACGUGUCGUACAAGCCGCAGAAGAUCAGAUCAGCCCCAAGUUCCCCUUCCCGUGCUCAUUCUCCUUCCCCUUCCCUUCCCUCUUUGAUCUCCCAUGUCCCUCCUAUCACACAGGCUGGUCUCUUAAAGUCGGACCCGGACGAGGAAACCGGCAAGGAAGCGGAAGAUCUCCCGGAGUUCAACGUGUCGUACAAGCCGCAGAAGAUCAGCCCCAAGUUCCCGCACAGCGUGCGCGCGCUGCUGCACUCCAAGAUCCGCGACUCGUUCCACCACCCGCAGUUCAACACGGACGUGCUGCGCCCCAUGCAGAUCGACCCGCUGUUAGACCAGGAGGUGGUGAACUUGUCGGGUGGGGAGCUGCAGCGCGUUGCCAUCACGCUGUGUCUCGGAAAGGAGGUGGUGAACCUGUCUGGUGGGGAGCUGCAGCGUGUGGCUAUUACCCUCUGCCUUGGCAAGGUGAGAAAGGGCACACAGACAGGUGUGAGCUGGGUGGGUGGUGGUGGGGCACACCCCUCCUUCCACCACCCGCAGUUCAACACCGACGUGCUGUGCCCCAUGCAGAUCGAUCCUUUGUUGGACCAGGAGGUGGUGAAUUUGUCAGGAGGAGAGCUGCAGCGCGUGGCCAUCACUGUCUCGGAAAGCUAUGUGGUACGGGCCAACCAGGUGUGUCCAGGGGCGGAUGGUGGUGGGACCCCUCCCUCCUCCCACCACCCUCAUUCCCUCUUCCCCUUCCUCCCCUCUCCAGCCUGCCGACAUCUACCUGAUCGAUCCUCGGCCCAUCUCGACUCGGAGCAGCGCAUUGUGGCGGCCAAGGUGAUCAAGAGGUCCAUCCUGCACUGGCAUUCCCCUCUUCCCUCUGCUCCCUCUGCUCCCUCUUCCCUUUCCCGAAUGCAGCCCGCCGACAUCUACCUGAUCGACGAACCCUCGGCCUACCUGGACUCAGAGCAGCGCAUCGUGGCGGCCAAGCCUGCCGACAUCUACCUGAUCGACGAACCCUCGGCCUACCUGGACUCAGAGCAGCGCAUCGUGGCAGCCAAGGUGAUCAAGCGGUUCAUCCUGCACGCCAAGAAGACAGCGUUUGUGGUGGAGCACGACUUCAUCAUGGCCACGUACCUGGCGGACCGCGUCAUCGUGUACGAGGGGCAGCCGUCGGUGGAUUGCACGGCACGCACGCCCCAGUCCCUCAACAGCGGGAUGAACCUCUUCCUCUCGCAACUGGACAUCACGUUCAGAAUGGACCCCACCAACUUGCGGCCGCGCAUCAACAAGAGGGAAUCUGUCAAGGACCGCGAGCAGAAGGCCGCCGGCACGCCCAUGGGAGCUGUACCCUUGGAGGGUGCACUCUUGGACCCCUUUCUCACUCCCCAACUGGACAUCACGUUCAGGAGGGACCCCACCAACUUGCGGCCGCGCAUCAACAAGAGGGAAUCUGUCAAGGACCGCGAGCAGAAGGCCGCCGGCACACAUGGGAGCUGUACCCUUGGAGGGUGCACUCUUGGACCCCUUUCUCACUCCCGUUUUCACCCCUGUUGUCUCUUCUGCCCCCCCCCCCCACCAUCAACACCCCUCCCCCCACCCCAUCAGCAACUGGACAUCACGUUCAGGAGGGACCCCACCAACUUGCGGCCGCGCAUCAACAAGAGGGAAUCUGUCAAGGACCGCGAGCAGAAGGCCGCCGGCACACAUGGGAGCUGUACCCUUGGAGGGUGCACUCUUGGACCCCUUUCUCACUCCCGUUUUCACCCCUGUUGUCUCUUCUGUCCCCCCCCCCCACCAUCAACACCCCUCCCCUCACCCCAUCAGCAACUGGACAUCACGUUCAGGAGGGACCCCACCAACUUGCGGCCGCGCAUCAACAAGAUGGAAUCUGUCAAGGACCGCGAGCAGAAGGCCGCCGGCACACAUGGGAGCUUUUUCAUUCCCGUUCACACCACUGUUCUCGCUCCUGCGCGACCCACCAACUUCCGGCCGCGAAUCAACAAGAUGGAAUCUGUGAAGGACCGCGAGCAGAAGAAUGCCGGCACCUACUACUACCUCGAUGACUGA
Closterium sp. Naga37s-1 is the source of this 4254-nucleotide messenger RNA. NCBI's taxonomy places the organism in Eukaryota, Viridiplantae, Streptophyta, Zygnematophyceae, Desmidiales, Closteriaceae. The record is from the annotation of a GenBank genome assembly.